AUGGAAAAGAGAGUGCCGGCUCAAUGCAAGAGUAGAUGGUCGAAGAUAAAUGAGCAACUAUGCAAAUUUGUGGGUUGCUUUGAGGCUGCUUCAACUCAGAGAUCAAGUGGGCAAAACGAUAAUGACAUUUUGAAGUUUGCAAACCAGAUUUACUUGAAUGAUCACAAUACCAAUUUCACAUUGGAACAUGCUUGGAGGGAGCUUAGACAUGAUCCAAAAUGGUGUCCAACUUCAGGAAAUGGACAGUCUAAAAUAAGAAGGAAAGAUUAUGGUUCUACACAGUCUUGUAGCUCGCAUUUUCAUGGAGGAGAUGAAUCAAUACUGCAUCCAGAAGGUGUGAAGGCAGCAAAGGCAAAAAGAAAAAGAAAACCAACUGAUGCAGCCAAAGGAAGGAGAGAGCCAGUCUAUUGA
Molecule: messenger RNA, 411 nt
Organism: Eutrema salsugineum
Lineage: Eukaryota; Viridiplantae; Streptophyta; Magnoliopsida; Brassicales; Brassicaceae
Product: glutathione S-transferase T3-like
Exons: 1
Coding region: 1-411 (136 amino acids)
Source: RefSeq, a predicted model, not a curated record